CACCGCCGACCUUGCCAUCCCGCCAUGAUUACUUGAUCCUGGCCUCUGUUCAACCGUGACGCAUUCUUGUGCCUGCCUGGAUCAUUCCAAACGGGCAACUUCUUCUACAUGAGAUUUUCCGUUCGCCUGGCAUCCUUGGCUCUCAUCCCUCUUCGAGUCUCUUCACCGUCCCGCCUUCGGCCGUCAUCCAAGCCUCUGGCCACGACUCCUCGAUUGCCGCCGACAUCUUCGACUCGGUCCUUCGCUACAGUCAUGAACUCGGCCAGGCACAUAACAGAUGACUUGGAGAAACCGGACCUUGACGACAGAUCCUACCGAGUCAUCGAGCUUUCUAACAAGCUCGAGGCUCUACUCGUCCACGAUGCAGAGACCGACAAAGCCAGCGCAAGUCUUAACGUCAAUGUUGGAAACUUCUCAGACGAAGAGGACAUGCCCGGUAUGGCUCAUGCCGUCGAGCACUUGCUCUUCAUGGGUACCGAGAAAUACCCCGUAGAGAACGAAUACAGUUCCUUCCUCUCGUCGAACUCUGGGCACUCAAAUGCAUACACUGCCGCUACGCAGACAAACUAUUUCUUUGAAUGUGCGGCGCAGCACGAGUCGAACGACAAACUUUCCAAUGGUGUAGUGAAUGGGACUACCGAAGGCGCGAUGAAUAGCAUGUCGAGAGGACCUCUGUAUGGAGCCCUGGACCGGUUUGCACAAUUCUUCGUAAAGCCGCUCUUUCUAGAGAACACUUUGGACAGAGAGUUGAGAGCGGUGGACUCAGAAAACAAGAAGAACCUACAAAGUGACGGAUGGCGCCUAUCUCAGUUGGCAAAAUCGCUCUCAAAUCCCAAACAUCCAUUCCACCAUUUCUCCACGGGUAACCUGCAGACCCUGAGGGACGAGCCCGAGAAAAAGGGUGUCAAGAUCCGCGAUGAGUUCAUCCGUUUCUAUGAACGCCAUUACUCGGCAAACAGAAUGAAGCUCGUCGUUCUGGGCCGUGAGUCCCUCGAUGAACUAGAAAACUGGGUAGUGGAGCUUUUUUCUGAAGUGAAGAAUAAAGACUUGCCUGAGAACCGCUGGGAUGGUGUUGAAGUGCUCAGCAAAGACCAAUUGUCGGUCGAGAUCUACGCAAAACCAGUCAUGGAGUCACGUUCUUUGGAGAUAAGUUUCCCCUGGCAAGAUGAAGAAAACAUGUGGGAGACCCAACCUGCCCGUUUUGUCAGUCACUUGAUCGGGCACGAAGGUCCUGGCAGCAUAUUGGCUUAUCUCAAACACAGAGGUCUGGCUCAAACCCUGUCCGCUGGCUACCAUCCUGUUUGCCCAGGAUCUGCCUUUUUCGAGAUAGACAUCUCAUUGACUCCUGAUGGGCUGAAAAACUAUCACGAGGUCGUCAAGAUUGUUUUCCGGUACAUUGGAAUGAUGAGGGCAACGCCCCCAGUGGCUUGGAUGCACGAAGAGAUGAAGAAUAUGGCGGAUGUGGAUUUUAGAUUCCGCCAGAAGUCUCCUGCCAGUCGGUUUACCAGCGCCGUGAGCUGUGUGCUGCAGAAGCCCGAUUUGCCCCGAAACUUGCUGCUCAGCAGUACCAGUAAGUUCAGAAAGUUCGAUGCUCAAGCCAUUGUGCAAGCCAUGCAAUAUCUCCGCGAAGACAAUUUCAGGCUUAUGAUAGUGUCCCAAGAAUACCCCGGUGACUGGGACCAGAAAGAAAAGUGGUACGGGACAGAGUACAAAGUCGAGAGAAUACCCACCGAUGUGCUCUCGGACAUCCGAAAGGCAUUGGCCGAUUCGGAAUCAAACAGUAUACCGGAACUCCAUCUACCGCACAAGAAUGAAUUCAUUCCUACCAAGUUGGAUGUGGAGAAGGCGGAGGUCAAGGUACCUGCAAAGGCGCCAAAGUUGCUUCGAAAUGACGACAAGGUCCGUCUAUGGUGGAAAAAGGAUGAUACCUUCUGGGUGCCAAAGGCCAAUCUGCAAAUCAAGAUCCGAAAUACCGUUACCUCUGCAAACACAGCGAACUUCGUCAAGACCAAUCUUUUCAUCAACCUCGUCAAGGAUGCUCUGUCAAGCUACUCUUAUGACGCCGAGAUUUCUGGCCUCUCUUACGCUAUCGGCCCCGACAUGCUUGGUUUCGACAUUAGCGUGCACGGCUACAACGACAAGAUGGCCGUCCUCUUGGAGAAGAUUUUGACAACGAUGCGAACGAUUGAGAUCCGAACGGAUCGAUUCGAGAUCAUCAAAGAGCGCAUGUCCAGGAAAUAUAAGAACUGGGCAUAUCAGCAGCCGUACUAUCAGAUCGGAGACUACACCAGAUGGCUAUUGAAUGAACGCUCGUGGAUGAACGACGCCUAUGCCAAGGAACUUCCGCACAUCACAGUAGACGACAUCAGAACAUUUGUUCCAGAACUCCUCCAACAGGCACAUUUUGAAGUGCUGGCACAUGGAAACUUGUACAAAGAAGAAGCCAAGAAAAUUGGUAAUCUGAUCGAGUCCACCCUGAAAUCACGCGCAUUUCCUCCCUCGGAAUGGUUGUUGCGAAGGAAUGUCAUCCUGCCGGAAGGAAGUAAUUUCGUCUACAAACAAGUGUUGGGUGAUCCCGCCAAUAUCAACCAUGCAAUUGAAUAUUAUCUGGAUGUCGGCAACGUUAUGGAUCUAGAUCUGCGAGCGAAAGUACAGCUGCUCAGUCAAAUGACGGAUGAACCAGCUUUUGAUCAGUUGAGGACCAAGGAACAGCUCGGCUACGUGGUAUGGAGCGGGAUACGUCCUGCAGCCGCCACGAUGGGCUACAGGGUAUUGAUACAGAGCGAACGAGAUCCAGACUACCUUGAAACGCGGAUCAAUGCCUUUCUGCUCAAGUUCAAAUCGGAUUUGGAGUCGAUGCCGGACGAAGAAUUCGAGGGCCACAAACGCAGCCUAAUCAACAAACGAUUGGAAAAGCUCAAAAACCUCGACUUCGAGACCGGUCGCCUGUGGGCCUACAUCAGCGCGGAAUAUCUGAACUUCCACCAAGUGGACCGAGAUGUCGCCGUAAUCCGACGGCUGACCAAGGAUGAUAUGAAGGGCUUUUAUGCACAGUAUAUCGACCCAGAGUCGCCAAAGCGGAGAAAACUGUCGAUUCAUCUCGAGGCCCAAGCUUCAAGCUCAGUGCCGGAAAUUUCACCAGCCGAACAGAAGGACCAGUUUGUGGGGCUCAUUGGACAGGUCCUUGGAUCUCUGAGCAUUGCUGUUGACGAAGAAAAAUUGAAGCUUCAUUUCGCAAAAGUUGACCUUUCGAGCCUGCCCGAAGUCUCGAAUGCAGUCAAUGAAUACAUUGGGAAGUCGACUCCACCGACGAAGAGCAAUGAAAUCCUCAAACAGAUGACAGAAGCCAUCCCGCAAAUGCAAAUUGCGCUCAAGAUCAAGCCAGUUGAGCCGCCGAAGGAUGUUGCUGAGGUGGCUGCACAAAUCCCAACCCCUGUCAUAAUCAAAGAUGUCGCGAUGUGGAAAGCUGGCCUGGAAGUGACCAAAGGACCUAUUCCGGUCGAAGAUCUGCAGAGUUUUGAGGACCUUGAAUCUAAGUUGUGAGGUUGAACGAGGUCGCAGCCUUGCCUUGGAGACGAGGAUUCAAGAGCUUGUCACUGCUAUUGUCAUCGCCCUGACAGCAGAACAUAGCGAGGCGUUGUUGGCAAAGUCGCCAUACAUCUGUAAAGUAGACAUAGAUCUCACGAUACACUUCAAUAAAAGAUCAGCAGACCUCGCACAAGAUUAAA
Messenger RNA from Cladophialophora immunda, 3728 nucleotides. RefSeq lists its product as uncharacterized. The record is from RefSeq and is a predicted model, not a curated record. The transcript is spliced from 2 exons. NCBI's taxonomy places the organism in Eukaryota, Fungi, Ascomycota, Eurotiomycetes, Chaetothyriales, Herpotrichiellaceae. Gene Ontology annotation, molecular function: metal ion binding; metalloendopeptidase activity. The coding region runs from base 109 to 3543 and encodes 1144 amino acids. Gene Ontology annotation, cellular component: mitochondrion; cytosol. Gene Ontology annotation, biological process: peptide catabolic process.